GGGGAGAGAAGCUUUAGGUGCCUGUGAGAUCAGGACGUUGAGCCAUAACAGCAAAGAGAUGAACGUGAUGGGAGUUGGGUUGUUUUUUCCUGUGGACACAGAAAAUAAGUGGUGGGGGGAAAUAAGCAAAUGACAGUAGCUGUCCUUCUGGCAAAGUCAGUGUAAAAUCUUCCUGUGUUCAUACUAAUAACAUACUUAAAAUGUAGGCUUAAAUUAGCUCUGAGGCAAGCGUCACUUAAGCUGCUUUAGUGAUAUCUGGCUUGUUUGUAGCCACUUCAGCUGAACCCAAACAGGCAUGCAUAUAGAUAUCCUGGAGAGGUGAACACUCAGUUCUCACAGGUGGGCUUUCUUAAGCGACCCAAUGGGAGGCAGAAAUAUUCCAAACAAGCAGGUAACUCGUGAGCCUCACAGAAAGCAGUCCUGUUCCAGGCAGGGGAACUGCAGGAGGGGCGGGAGCCUGUCAGCACCUGCAGCAGAAGUCUCUUGGAUCUGGGCUCUGAAACUCUGGGACAAUGUCUGUUUCAUUCUCUUGGUCUGGCAAGAGACUGCAUUGAUGUAGCUGAUGCUUUGGGAGUGUUCAGAAAACCAAAAAAAACGAAACACACAAACCCACAACAGAAAGGAUUUCUCCUUCUAGGUCAACCUUGGGAUGGCUUUAACAAGCCAAAGCCAGCAAAAUCUUUACUAAAGAGGAGCUGUGCCAGUUAAUGCUGCUGUAAAGGACUGACUUUAACUUCUUGUCACAGCACUGCAAGGAUGGGCUUUUUACAGCUCUUCUCUGCCCCCUUCCUGGAGCUGUCCUGUGUCACAUGUGUGUUCUAGUUGCUCCUUCCUUAUCUCUGUCAAAAGCCAGCUACCAUCCCUGCCAUGUCAUACUGGGGUCAUAGUCCUUGGUAAAAUCUGGUCAUGUGUUGCCACUUUCCUCUUCAUAACAAUGUUUUGCUCUUCAGGAGUACUUCAGUCCCGGCCUAGGGCAUUUGAGAGAUGGUAACAAAGUAAGGGCAGUGAGAACUGAGGAGGCCAGCAUUGGCAAUGGUGCUUGAGCUGUUUCAUGACUUAUCCCAUAGAGCUGUUGUCAAAACCCAUCCUGUUCCUCCCACGUAUUUCAGUUAGGAAAGAGAAAUGUGCAGGUUAUUCCAUGGGAGUCACUUGCUCUUCAAGUUGUUGUCUGUCCUGUGCUAGAAAUCAAGCAUCUGUCUAUGAACAGCACAAGACAAGUAAUAUCUAGCCACUUUCUAAACUUGCUGGCUGUUUCUUAGCCACAGGGCUAGCACAGACCUCCUGAUGAAACAUUUGUCUUUUUCCUUCCUUUUGUGAAAGAUUUAUUUAUGAUAGCAAGAGCAGUAGUGUAGCCUGUGACAUUGCCUUGAAGCCUUUGCCAGUCUCAACUGAACAGCUGCCUAGCAGAGUGUUCCCUGAAGCAGUGGGGCUCAGCAGCAGAUGGUGGUAAUGAGCCUACUGCAGCCAGUUGUACUGGAUACAUGAGGUUGGGUCCUGACCCUCAUAGGUGCUACAGAGGAAGGGCUCUGGCAGGAGCUUUAGAGGACAUUUCUCUGUGAUAAUUUUUAUAGGGGCUUUCUAAUGCUUUUAUUUGUAGCUUCGUAUUGGGUACGUGCCAACCAAACUGCAAAGAAAGUGGUUUUAUUCAUAAAUCCCAGGUAUAAUGGCUUUGAGGAGAGAUCUGCAGGCCUUACCUGACAGUCCUGAGAGAGUAGGUGAUGUGUGAAACGUUGUGCCAGAGCCUCAGCAAGUUUGUUUGAAUGUGGUGGUCAGUAGCUGCUUUCCUAUGCACUUCACUUUGAGCCCUCUAGUAAGGACUGACAUUAGCAAUGACAGCAGCAGUCUUCCCAGGUGCAGUGGUGCUGGGCACCGUGACAGGAUGCUGCAGUGGGCCAGGAAUCCAGAGAGCAAGCUCCUUUCACCUUCAAGAGGAGACCAGAAGCCAUAGCUGGACUUCAGCUGCUGAUUGAACGUACUGCUGUGGUCCAGCCAACAGAUUAGAGGGGCUUUCCUGCAGCAGUUGGAGAUGUUCUGCCACAGAUGGAGGGGCUGAGGGAACCAGCUCCCUUCUCAGAUGAGGUGGAAAUUGAUUACAGCAAGCCCUACGUCAGAGUGACAUACGAAGAAGCGAUGAGAGGGACCCCUUUGGAUCGCCCCGUCAGAGUUUAUGCCGAUGGAAUAUUUGAUCUGUUUCACUCUGGACAUGCCCGGGCCUUGAUGCAGGCGAAGAACCUCUUCCCAAACACGUACCUCAUUGUGGGAGUGUGCAGUGAUGAGCUGACCCAUAACUUCAAGGGCUUCACAGUGAUGAACGAGAACGAGCGCUACGACGCUGUGCAGCACUGUCGCUAUGUGGAUGAGGUGGUGAGAAACGCGCCCUGGACGCUCACCCCAGAGUUCCUGGCAGAGCACAGGAUCGACUUUGUUGCACACGAUGACAUCCCCUAUUCCUCUGCUGGCAGUGAUGAUGUUUAUAAGCAUAUAAAAGAAGCAGGCAUGUUUGCACCAACUCAGAGGACUGAGGGGAUCUCAACGUCCGACAUCAUCACGCGUAUCGUGCGGGACUACGACGUGUACGCCAGGCGGAACCUGCAGCGGGGCUACACGGCCAAAGAGCUCAACGUCAGCUUCAUAAACGAGAAGAAAUACCACCUCCAGGAGCGCGUGGAUAAGGUGAAAAAGAGGGUGAAGGAUGUAGAGGAGAAGUCAAAGGAAUUUGUCCAGAAAGUGGAGGAGAAGAGUAUUGAUCUCAUUCAGAAGUGGGAAGAGAAGUCCCGGGAGUUCAUCGGCAAUUUCCUGGAGAUGUUUGGCCCAGAAGGUGCUUUGAAGCACAUGCUGAAGGAGGGCAAGGGCCGGAUGCUGCAGGCCAUCAGCCCGAAGCAGAGUCCCAGCAGUUCCCCCACACACGACCGCUCCCCGUCUCCCUCCUUCCGCUGGCCCUUCUCAACCAAGACUCCUCCUUCCUCACCGGCCACCCGCUCCAGGAACCAGUCUGCAGUCACCUAUGACAUCAGUGAGGAUGAAGAGGAUUAAGCUGCCAGCCAGGAUUUGCUGUGAGCCGCCGACGGCCGAAUCCUGAGCCCAGGCCCACUGGGGAACUCCGAAUGAGCACGAGCCAUAGGAACAGGGCUGACAGUGAGCACAGGGCCUCAGAGGCACCUGCUGCUCUUAGCAAGGGCUGCUGCCUGGAAGCACAUUCAAACCUCCUCUCCCUUCCCCUCCCCAAAUCCCCAUUUUAUUGUUUACGUUCUAGUGGUUUCCAGGGGGAAGAUGGUUUUUAUAUUUUAAUACUCUUUUAAAGCUCAAAGAAUAGCACUCGAGCCUGGCUUUUGGUUUGGUUUGUUUUCCCUUGUGAAACCUCCAGGCAAGAGGGAGAGUGGGAAAGCCCAUCUGUCUCUUCUUUCCUCAGCUCCUCUCUCUUAUUCCCCCCACUCCCAGGCAGUAUUUGUGCCACUGCCAAACGAAAGAGCCCCUCAGUUCCUCAAGCAGCGUGACCUCAGGAGCACGCAGGAUGUGGUGGUGCUGAGGCUUCUAGGAAGUAGAGGCAUCUCUGCUGCCCUGGAGCCAAUUGCAACCUGUGCAGCAGCCCCUGUAAUGCUCAUGUGCCUUGUAGCUGAGCUUCCUGGCGUGUGGCAGUGAGGACGUGCUGGGUAGGGGCCACCAUCUUAGCACGCCGGAGUUACACCCUGGAGGAACUCAUGGCUCCAAAUCAUAUGGAGACUGACAGGGAAAGGCCUUUCCAGCUGAUCUUAUAACAAGACUGCUAAAUCUUGAGCUAAAAUUCAGCCCUCAGUUGCUGUUGAAGAGAAGAGAAUGAGCCAUUGCUUCGGGGUGCUUGCUGUCUGUGCAUUUCUUUGGGGGUGUGAGAGCCCAGGUAGGAAAUGAAUGCGUGUACCCCCUUUGAAAAGUUCCUUGUCCCAGUCUGUGGUGUAUGAUAAGUGUUGCUGCCUGUCCCAAGGGCCCCUCAACACUGUGCUUCGUGUGUGUGUGUGUCUCUGUGUUUUAGUUGCUGUGCUCUAGGGGCUGGCACAGUGCUUGAUGCUGGUGCACCGGGCUGCCAGUGCAUUGGUGCAGCCAGGCUGCCAUCCUCUGUGUCGGGGUGUGCAGCUGGGCAGAGGAAGGACACCUUUGACCCGUGUGGCAGUUCCCUGGCUUGCUCAGGAAAGGCACAAAGGGGUGCCUGCUCCCUCUGCUCCUGGAGGCAGGACAAAGCCCCAGAGUGUGCUGGCUGUGUAAGGGUUCAGGAGUGCGAGGCGCUGCAUUGCAGGCAGGGUGCCAGCUGUGCCCAGUGCCGCGGCCGUGCCGCUCACCCCGCGGGCAUUGCCCUCCCCACACCGCCUGUGCAGAGCUGCACGGCGCUGGAAGCCCAGCCCUGCUGCCGCCUGCCUGCCGGCUCUGUCUGCCCGUGACACCUUUGGGCUCCAGGGGGAGCUGCCGGCAUCCUGGAGCCCGCACAAGGAGGCAAACGCUCAAGUGCUGCCACAGGCUGUGCAGGGUGCCAGCUUCCAGGGCAGCCAGUGGACCCGUGGGAGGCACAGAGGCUGAUGCUACUUUCCAGCUUUCAUCUCUCUGGCCCUUUUUCUCGCAGCCCUAAGUGCUGGAUGGAGAAUCUGUGCUUCUGUUCAGUCCAGAGCUGGGAAAGGGUGUUUUGGGAAUUCCUCGUCUGCCACUCGGGCCUCUCUCAGCAGGGACGUGUCCAGCUCUGGAAGCAUGGCUGGCUGCUGUGGGUUUAAGCUAUGAGGAGCAAGUAAUGGUCACUUGGUACAACCAGUUAACAACUUGGUUAAUCCCCUGGUUUAUGAGUGGUAGAGCACUUACUUUAGAUCACCCACAUUCUGUCUUCCCUCAUCUUCCUCACCUUCCCUUCCCCACUCUCCCCUCACUCUGGGUGUUGCCUUGCUUUAGGGCCUUACUACUGUUUUAAACACAAGUUAUGCAACAGUAUUCUGUAAAUUUGGAUGCCAGUGGUGGUUUGAAUGGUGACUCCUUCUGCAGAGACCUUCACGUAUGUCUUGUUCUCUCUGCAAAACCUGGGGUGCUUGGUAAGAUGCCAGCCAUGGUUUUACAUGUAGCUUGGAAUAACAGAGCUGUUUCUUGUAACCAAUAAUCCCUGCUUCCUCCUUGCACUUAAAUUAAAUUGGACACUCAAAUGCCA
Molecule: messenger RNA, 5155 nt
Organism: Colius striatus (speckled mousebird)
Lineage: Eukaryota; Metazoa; Chordata; Aves; Coliiformes; Coliidae
Gene: PCYT1A
Product: phosphate cytidylyltransferase 1A, choline
Exons: 9
Coding region: 2041-3033 (330 amino acids)
Biological process (GO): CDP-choline pathway
Cellular component (GO): endoplasmic reticulum
Molecular function (GO): choline-phosphate cytidylyltransferase activity; phosphatidylcholine binding
Source: RefSeq, a predicted model, not a curated record